Messenger RNA from Symbiodinium natans, 1110 nucleotides. The record is from the annotation of a GenBank genome assembly. NCBI's taxonomy places the organism in Eukaryota, Dinophyceae, Suessiales, Symbiodiniaceae.
AUGAACGGCAAUGGCCGAAGCGGCAAUGGCCGACGAAUGAACGAUGAGCGAUUGGCGAAGAUCAUACAAGCUGUUACGAUGGCUGUGUUGAUAGGAAUGGGAGAAGCCAAGAAAGCCAAGGAAGAAGAUCAAGGAGAGAAGACUUACGAACAAAUGAUGGAAGAAAAAGUGGAAGAGCUGAAGGAGAUGAAGACAGGAGCCGAGGAGCGCAGGAAGAAGUUACUGGAGAAUGCUCCAAAAGAAGAGGAACAAGCUGAAGAGCCAAAGAAAGAGGCCAAAGAAGAACUGAAGGAGGAGAAGAAAGAGAAGAAAGAAAAGAAGAAGGAGAAGGAUUUGUCGUGCAGUGAUUCUGCAAGCGAGUCAAGUUCGAGCGACGAGAAGGAGGAGAAGAAAGAAGAAAAGGAAGAAGUCGAGAACCAGAAAGAAGUCAAGGACCAGAAAGAAGUCAAGAACCAGGAAGAAGUCAAGGACCAGGAAGAAGUCAAGGACCAGGAAGAAGUCAAGGACCAGAAAGAAGUCAAGGACCAGGAAGAAGCGCUGAGAAGGUCCGAAGCGACGCAGAGAAUGUUCCAAGAGUUCAAAGAGACAAUGGAGAGUCCAGUCGUGAAGAUUCCAACGGGAUAUGGAACAAGGGUGCAACAAUGGUUGGCAGCCCUGAAGGAAGCAGAAGAUGCCGAACGGGCAUAUGGCGAAAAGUACCGCGAGAUCGAGAAGAUGAUGGAAGAGUGCAAAAGCCUUAAGUCCACGAUGCAGAAGAAGAAGAAGGAAGCUGAAGGACAUUUGGCGGAGUACAAUGAGUUCAAGCACUCAAGAAGAAUGCUGAGCGUGGUAAGGAAGAUGGCCGAAGGAGCCAGCGAGGCAGAGUCAAUGGCUGCAGGCUCGGAAAGACAGGUGAAGACGAAGGCAAUGCCAAAGCCAUUGAAGCUGCGCAAGGAGAUGGCAGAAGUUGUGCAAGUUGAUGAUGCCAUCGAAGAGAAGAAGGAUGAAGGUGAAGGAAAGGAGAAAAAGAGAGAGGAAGACCUGAGCAAGAUCAACCCAAGGUGGCUUUUGAAGAAAGCACCCGAGACGAGAAGGAGACCGGAAAACGCCCGGCAGGAUGCUUUUCUGUAA